AUGCCGACAUGGGAUAAGCUGGUAAUGCCAUGGUCAGAGGCCUAUCAAAACUUAGGUGCCAGCAGUUUACUUACCACCUUCUUAUCGAAGAAGGGGGCCAUAUCUGAAGGCGACUUUCUAAUGGACAGAGUCUCUGAUUAUUUUUCGGAAUUCAAACCCCUAGUCAAUGAAUGGCGCAGUCAAAUCCACCUCACAGAAAUUGACACCAAUGCAACAGUCAUUCACGAUCACAUAUUCCAGAUGCUUGUAAUGUUCAUCAUGAAACUCGAGGACUUGGAUGAAAAUCAUGAAAUACCCAUCCCAAUCCCAAUCCAAUCCCAAUCCUGCUGCCCUGUCCUCCUCCCCAGUCUCCUACUGUUCAACCCAUCACAGGUCCUUCAACCCUUCCACAUACUGGCACAACAUGGUCUUCGACAAGUCAGCCAGGCCCACACUCAGGCUGUUCUCAAUAACUUGUUUCUAUUACUCGGAGGACAAGAUGAGUAG
Molecule: messenger RNA, 486 nt
Organism: Suillus plorans
Lineage: Eukaryota; Fungi; Basidiomycota; Agaricomycetes; Boletales; Suillaceae
Exons: 1
Coding region: 1-486 (161 amino acids)
Source: RefSeq, a predicted model, not a curated record